Molecule: messenger RNA, 2933 nt
Organism: Meleagris gallopavo (turkey)
Lineage: Eukaryota; Metazoa; Chordata; Aves; Galliformes; Phasianidae
Source: RefSeq, a predicted model, not a curated record
AUGGUUAUUGGACAUGGUGGUGAUGGACCUACUGCUGGACUAGAUGACCUUAGUGACAAACGUGUCGAUGAUUGGCCCUUGAUGCAGUCUCCAUUUCCAACACUGACUAUAAGCACUAUUUAUCUCCUCACUGUUUGGCUGGGCCCCAAAUGGAUGAAGACAAGAGAGCCCUUCCAGUUACGUUUCCUGUUGGUUGUUUACAACUUUGGAAUGGUUCUACUGAACUUCUUCAUUUUCAAAGAGCUGUUUUUAUCAUCAAGAGCUCGAGGGUACAGCUAUGUCUGCCAGACUGUGGAUUAUUCAGAUAAUGUUUAUGAAGUUAGGAUAGCUGCUGCUUUAUGGUGGUAUUAUGUCUCGAAAGGAAUUGAAUACCUCGAUACAGUGUUCUUCAUCCUGAGAAAGAAAUUCAACCAAAUUAGUUUUCUUCAUGUCUAUCACCAUUUCACCAUGUUCACUUUGUGGUGGAUUGGUAUUAAGUGGGUUGCAGGUGGACAAGCUUUUUUUGGAGCUCAGAUGAAUGCAUUUAUUCAUGUUAUUAUGUACAUGUAUUACGGAUUAGCUGCCUGUGGCCCUAAAGUUCAGAAAUAUCUGUGGUGGAAACGAUACUUGACUAUAUUGCAAUUGGUGCAGUUCCAUGUGACUAUUGGCCACACAGCUUUGUCUAUUUAUAUUGAUUGUCCUUUCCCUAAAUGGAUGCACUGGGGUGUAAUUUUCUAUGCUAUCACCUUCAUUUUCUUGUUUGGUAACUUCUACUAUCGGACAUAUAAGCUGCCUAAGGAACCUGUAAAGAAUGGCAAAAUAGCAAAUGGUGCUGUUGCAAAUGGAGUAAGCAAACCAGAAAAUAAUCCAGUGGUGGAAAAUGGAAAAAAGCAGAAAAAGGGAAAAGCAAAAGGAGAGUAACUUGAUCCAGGCCUUAACCAUUGUUGGCAGUGAGGAACCUACAGUUUGGUUUAUAAAAGGAAGAAAAAAACACUAUCUGUACCAAUUAACCUUAGGUUACUGAAGAGCUAGAACACAGAUAUUUUCAUUAUUUAUGAAGAUUGUUUUAAGAACAAAACUUAAAGUUGAAUUUCUAUUGUAAUUAUGUAAUUAUCAUGCAUACGGUCUCUGUGUAAACUUGUAGACUGCUGGUGUUGGUGAAUGUAAGGAAGAAUUGCAGUUAAUUCCAUGUUUAGCAGUCCAAAAGUUAAAAACUAUCAUUGAUGCAACCAGCUUUGUUGGCACCCACAUUUCUCUGGGGAAGGGAGGGGGGAAGGAAGUAGCGUUUGAAUACUUGUGUUUUCUUUCCAGAAAUAUAUUAAAUUUCAAUUUACAAUGUAUUAUCUAACCAGAACACGCAACUUUUCUUGUCCUCCUUGAAGAGUAUCUUCAGAAACAUCGUGUUUAUGUAUUGUCAGAACAGUAUUUGACUUUUCAGAAAUUACUUGAUUUAAUUUAGUGUCUGUUACAGGUUUAUUUUGGUUGUUUUUUUCUUUUUGAUUUAUUUUGUUUUGUUUUGUUUUUUUUUUUCCUUGUGUGGAAAUAUACCUACCUCUUCAUCUGCUGAAAAGAAUAUUGAGCAUUAAAUAACUGAUUUCUGAAAUAUGGAGUCUUCUAAUAUAAAUAUCCAUUAACAUAAUUCAGGAGGAAAUUUUUCCUUGGGAGUAAAAGAGAUUUUGUUUCCAGGUAUUUUGGGUCAAAUCAUCAAUAUUUUCAUUUAAUGUGAACUUAAAUUUUGGAGUGGUGUUCUUAGCAUGGCUAAGUGAAGAAAACAUUUUAAGGAUUUAUAAAUAUGAGAUGGUCAUUGUGUGAAGCAAGCAAUUUAAACAGGCCUGUGGCUUUGUUAUCUGUGACCUACAUUAAACCUGUGGUGCUGAUUGACACUGAAACUUGUAAAAUAACAUUAUGAUGGAGAGAAAACAACAUUGACAUUUGUUCAGAAGUACAGUGUGUAGUGUCAUGCUAACAACAGGACAGGCACUUUACUGGGGGAAAGAGAAUUCAAUUAUAAACUUCUAAAUACGGCAAACACAAUGCUGAAAAUGCUGCUACUGUUUGAUGCCCAUCAAUACUCGAUUGAUGACUUGCAGGCAAAAUAUUGCUGGCAGUCAGGCCACCAUUUUAAUGUGAAUAGCAGAGUUGGGCUUCUGAAAAUCUGGUCCCUAAAUAUUCUUGGUUCUUCUCAACCUGAUUGACAAAGUGAUUCUGCUAAUCAGUUUUUAGUCAUAACUGCUACUACAAGCAGAAGCCUCUUUUAGUAGCUUUUCAUCUUACUUGAUGCAUUAAUGGACUUCUUCCUACUCCUUUUGUGAAGUAAAUAUGAAUACGAGUUAAUUCCCUUCCACACAAAAUGAAAAUUUAGACAGAAUUUUUGUGUUGCUGCAGAUGCGGUGAGUAUAAUGCAAGUGGAGUUAGAAACCAAAUCCUGAACUCUCAGGGUCCUUAUUCAUCACUGCAAGAGCUGCACUGUUGUUGUUGAAAUGCACUUUUUGCCCAGCUCUGUCCGGAAACAUUCAUUGUCAGUGAUGAACUUACAUGGAGGAAGUGGUGGUGUUAUUGAGGGAAAAAAGUACACACAGCUCUACGUAUAGAGAGUUACACACGUGGCACACAUUUAUGCAUCUCGAAUACCCAUUUGCCUGUUGUGACCUGUUUUGCACAAUAUGGACAUUUUUCUGUCUUGGGUUUGAAGCUUGUCACUUUGAUGAAAACUAUCUAAGCCUAAAAAAUGGGUUGUAGGAAAAAAAGGGCUGGUUAUGAUAUGUUUUACUGGGAAAUAAUUCCUAAUGCUGGUGUUCAUUCAACUGCCAGAGUGGUUCAUCAGUAAUAUCCACUGCUGUGGAUUUUAUGGCAGAAUAUAGGAUUCAGAGAGAAUGCCUCUGCUGAGCUGUAAUGUGACCAUUCGUUUUCCUAUCUGUUAUGUCUCAUGAUUUUUCUUCCAGCCAGUAAUGAUG